AUGUUUCAAGAGCUGAUACGAGUUGCAGUGUGUGGAGAUGAAUCUGUUGGAAAAUCAUCUUUAAUUACAUCACUUAUCAAAGAAACAAUAUUUGAAACUCCAACAACCAAUAAUGUUUUACCACCAAUAACAAUAUCAAGAAAUGAUUAUAAUGAAAGUUUCAAAGAACAAUCAUUCGCUAAAUCGAAUAAAAAUGAAAUUAUAAAUGAAGUAUCAGAGUAUAUACCAAACACCACAACUAUAGUCGAUACGAACUCCUCUGACCAUGCAUCAUUAACUCAAGAAUUGAAAAGAGCUGAUGUAAUAUGGUUAGUAUAUUCUGAUCAUUAUACAUAUGAAAGAAUUUCACUACAUUGGAUGCCAAUUUUCCGUUCAUUAGGUGUUAAUUUACCUAUAAUUUUAUGUGCCAAUAAAUCAGAUCUUUCUACUAAAUCGACAUGGAAAAAUCAAAAUAAUGAUGAAUUUAUUCCUUUAAUUAAUGAAUUUAAAGAAAUCGAAGCUGGUGUAAGGACAAGUGCAAAAAAUAAUUAUAAUGUUGUUGAAGCAUUUUAUUUAUGUCAAAGAGCUGUAACUCAUCCUAUUUCACCAAUUUUUGAUACAAAAGAAGGAAAUUUAAAACCUGGUGCUAUUGCUGCUUUAAGAAGAGUGUUUUUUUUAUUUGAUACUGAUCAGGAUGGGUUUUUAAAUUUUGGAGAAUUUAAUGAAUUACAUAAAAAAUGUUUUGGAUUUCAUUUGGAUGAAGAUGAAUUUAAUGAAAUUUUUAAAUAUGUUAAUUCAAAAUUAUUAAGUGAAGAUAAUAAUGUUAUUAGUGAAGAUGGGUUUAUUUUAUUAAAUAAAUUAUAUGCUGAAUCAGGUAGACAUGAAACAAUAUGGUGUAUCUUAAGAGCUAAUCAUUAUACUAAUUCUUUAUCUUUAAAUGAUAAAUUUUUAUUUCCAAAUCUUGAUUUAAAUCCAAAUGCAAGUGUUGAAUUAAGUCCUACAGGAUAUAGAUUUUUGGUUGAUUUAUUCAUUAAAUUUGAUAAAGAUAAUGAUGGUGGAUUGAAUGAAGAAGAAUUAAAAAAUCUUUUUAGACCAACUCCAGGUAUACCGAAAUUAUGGAUUGAAACUAAUUUUCCAUCUUCUAUCUUAUGUAAUGAAGAAGGGUUCGUGACAUUGCAAGGUUGGUUAGCACAAUGGAACCUAACUACUUUUUUGAGUUACAAGACAACACUUGAAUAUUUAGCAUACUUGGGUUAUGAUGAAGGAAAUUCUAUAAAAGCUUUAAAAGUGACAAAACCAAGAAAGACUCGUCAAAAACAAGGUAAAAUAUAUAGAAAUUCAGUUACUGAUCGUAACAUUUUUAAUUGUUUUGUUGUUGGAGCUCCAAAAGCUGGAAAAUCAUCAUUACUUGAUCUGUUCUUACAUGGAACUUAUAGUGACGUUUAUUCCCCUACUAUUCAACCAAGAUUAGCUAUCAAAGAUAUUGAAAUUAGAGGAGGUAAACAAUGUUACUUGAUUUUAGAAGAGUUAGGAGAAUUAGAACCAGCGAUUUUAGAAAAUAAUAAAAGAUUAGAUGAAUGUGAUGUUAUAUGUUAUACUUAUGAUUCAUCGGAUCCUGAAAGUUUUCAAUACUUGGUUGAUUUAAGAGAAAAGUAUUCACAUCUAGAUGAAAUUCCUUCAGUAUUCGUAGCGCUAAAGGCGGAUUUAGAUAAACAACAACAAAGAUCAGAUGUUCAACCAGAAACUUAUACGAGGGAUUUAUUUUUGAGUUCUCCAUUGCAUAUAUCAUCAUCUUGGAAUAGUUCAUUACAUGAAUUAUUUAUACAAUUAGUUGAUGCUGCAAAGAAUCCAUCUAUUUCUACUCCUGGUUUAGAAAUUGAAAAAUCAGUCGAUGAAGAGAAUUUAAAACAUUUAUUAAUGGCUGGUGGAGCUAUUGGGGUGAUGGCAUUAGUCAGUAUAUGGAUGUUGAAUAGUAUGAGAAGACGAUAA
This is a messenger RNA of Lodderomyces pseudojiufengensis, 1968 nucleotides long. Its product is annotated as ERMES complex Ca(2+)-binding regulatory GTPase. Lineage: Eukaryota; Fungi; Ascomycota; Pichiomycetes; Serinales; Debaryomycetaceae. Gene Ontology annotation, molecular function: calcium ion binding; GTPase activity; GTP binding. The record is from RefSeq and is a predicted model, not a curated record. The coding region runs from base 1 to 1968 and encodes 655 amino acids. The transcript has a single exon. Gene Ontology annotation, cellular component: mitochondrial outer membrane; plasma membrane. Gene Ontology annotation, biological process: mitochondrion organization; signal transduction.